This is a messenger RNA of Rotaria sordida, 1038 nucleotides long. Lineage: Eukaryota; Metazoa; Rotifera; Eurotatoria; Philodinida; Philodinidae. The record is from the annotation of a GenBank genome assembly.
AUGUUUAAUGUGAUCAAAUUUGUAAAACGUGAGAAAGAUGGUUAUUUAAUUCCGUUGAAUAAUGUAAAUGAUCGUAUUAAAUCUAUUCUUGGUAUUUCAAUGUCGUCAGUUGAAAGACUGAAGAGAGAAAUGAGAGAACAAGAAAGAGAGAUGUUAGAAAAACAAAACGAAUUGAUUCAGUUACAGAAGAAGCUGGAUCAAGAAAAACAAGAUAAAGAAGAUGCGGCGAUUCGAGCUACUCUUCGGCUUCGAAAUCCACGUACCAGAUCAUCAUCAUCAUCAUCAUCAUCAUCAUCGUCGUCGUCAGUAACCGCUGCAUUCAAUUCCACUUUGACAACAUUUAUGCCUGUUGCUAAAUCAUCACAAAAGCGUGGUCAUUCCGGUCGUCCUCCUAUCAUCUUGACAGAAAAUCAAAAAGAAAAUGUUCGAACAUCGAAAGUUGUUGUUCCUCUUGAUUCUCCGUUCUAUAUGGCAGCUCGUGCACGUUACUUUUCGAAAAUCGAUGAACUGCGAAACAAUGGAACAGUCGUUUUUUGGCAUGAUGAAACGUGGUGUAAUCAGAACGAAGAAAAAACCUUCGUGUGGACUGAUAGAGAUACUGGUGCUGGUCGUUUACGACAGAGUAGUGGCAAAGGGUCACGUCUUGUUAUUUCUGCGUUGAUGGGUAAUUCAGGUUUUCAUAGAUCAUCUAUUGAUAUAUUUAAAACUACUGAAGAAAAUCGUAUGGACUCAUCACAUUUUUUGGCAUGGAUCGAUCGUACUGCUUCUCUUCUUCGAAAAGAAUUCGGAAAAUAUACCAAAAUCGUUUUCGUAAUCGAUAAUGCUCCCUGGCAUAAUCGACUGACAAAUGAUACAAUGCCACCAAAAAGAUCGUGGCGGAAAGAAUAUAUUGUACAAUGGCUCAAUGAUCACAACAUAAAUGUUCCUGUUAAAGCUGUGAAAGCUGAAUUACUUGAGAUUGCUAUGAAAAAUCUACCAGAAAAACGAUAUGAAAUUGAUGAAACAGCUAAAAAAUACAAUGUUGACAUCUUGCGGUAA